Messenger RNA from Etheostoma cragini (Arkansas darter), 4545 nucleotides. Its product is annotated as RNA-binding protein MEX3B. The transcript has 4 exons. Lineage: Eukaryota; Metazoa; Chordata; Actinopteri; Perciformes; Percidae. The record is from RefSeq and is a predicted model, not a curated record. Bases 601 to 2568 code for a protein of 655 amino acids. Gene Ontology annotation, molecular function: RNA binding.
GUAAAAUAGUGCCCUGCAGACUGACAGACACAAUCGGCAAUGACAGCGGCGGUGGCUCGCCGUUGAUGCUCUCCGCUUGCUGCAUGUGGCCUUUGAACUCAUUGUUGUGUCGCGGAUGACGUCAGUGCCGUGUGCUGGAGACGGAGCGGCGUGCGCCUGGCGAGACAAAGGCGGAGGACCGACCCGGGUCAGGCAGCAGCAGCAGAGAGCCGAGAACCAAUGUGUAUGUGUGUUUUUUUUAACUGAAAACUGCUAACCUUGGAAUUGAGCGACGGUCUCCCUGACGGUACGCAGAAUGAAGACCCAGUGACACUCCCAGGAAUAUGCUUUGACUCUCAAGAAAGAGACAACAACAGAGCUCUCUUUUCGUUUUUAAACGUUUUUCUCCUACGCCCCCCAUUUAGCUUGCUACUAGUUAGCUAACCCGCUAGCGUAGCACAGCGCACAGUACUCCUGACUGCUUCUCAUCUUCCCCUUAAAAAAUUGGGCGACAACAGAAGACAGGAGCUCGUCGACAAGGGCCAGAUAAAUUCAGAAGAGGGUGAGCUCUCUCCCAUCAAACAGGCAUUCGUGAUCUGAUGUGAGAUCCACGGAGAGACAAUGCCUAGCCCUUUAUUCCACCCCGAGAUAAUGGACCACGACGUGGUGAUCAGCAGCCAGCACAACGGGGUUGGUCUGCCCCGAGAGACAGACCAGGAGUCCCGGGAAGAGGACCAUCAUGAUGCGCUCCGCUUCGCCCUGGACCAGCUGUCACUCAUGGCUCUGGAGAAGGUGGACUGUGUUAGCGGAGGCGGCGGGCUUGUCGACACUCUGGAUGGGACCCAGGGUCCGGGCUCCGAGGGUUGCAACGGUGUGGGCUACGUGGAUCUACAGAUGCUGGAGCAUCCAAACGGGUCCCGGGACUCGCCGACGUCCUGCUCCCCAUCCCCGGAGUACUACGGCUCGGGCGGGUACCACAUGGCCACCUCGCACUCCAUGCUCCACGGGGAACAAAGCUCCGUCAUUUGCAACAGGAAAAGAAGUGUCAACAUGACUGAAUGUGUACCUGUCCCCAGCUCUGAGCAUGUGGCUGAAAUAGUGGGGAGACAAGGUUGUAAGAUUAAGGCCUUGCGUGCCAAAACCAACACGUAUAUAAAGACUCCGGUCAGAGGCGAGGAGCCAGUGUUCAUCGUGACGGGACGCAGGGAGGAUGUCGAGAUGGCCAAGCGGGAAAUCGUCUCUGCGGCUGAGCAUUUUUCUAUGAUCCGGGCGUCCCGCUGCAAAGCUGGAGGGCCCGGGGGUGGAGGAGGCAGCACCAGCUCGCUUCCUGGACCACCACACUUACCUGGGCAGACCACCAUACAGGUGAGGGUGCCCUACAGAGUGGUCGGUUUAGUUGUUGGACCAAAGGGAGCAACUAUCAAGCGCAUCCAGCAGCAGACUCACACCUACAUCGUGACACCCAGUCGAGAGAAAGACCCGGUGUUCGAGGUGACCGGCAUGCCGGAGAACGUGGACCGAGCGAGAGAGGAAAUCGAGACCCACAUCACCCUGCGAACUGGAACCUUUGUAGACCUGCAGGGAGACAAUGACUUCCACUCCAACGGCACAGAUGUCAGCCUAGAAGGCCUGGGCGCCCUGAGCGGAGCGCUGGGGUCAUCCCUGUGGUCCAGGGCUAAUGGCCACCAUACGGUCCCCCCUCCUCCUCCUCCUCCUCCACCACACUCCCCACCUCCUCCCCUCCCCAUGUCCAUGCACCACUCCUCCAACCGGAAGACGUCCUCCUCAGUAGCCUAUCACACGCACAACGGCGCGAUGAGCUCAGACAACUUCAGCACCUCUCGCAAGGCCAACGAGGGGGGCAGCCCCACCAGCCCUUUUAGCACAGGCUCCAGCGGUGCUGGAGGAGGGUUUACAUUUGGGGGUGACUCCACCCCAGGGCUGCCCCCCGAUGAGUUGGGCUUUGAGUUCACUGCUGCCAACAUCUGGGCACCUUUCGUCAACGGGGGGACGGGCAAUAAGACGACCGGCUCCUCCCAGCAGCCUCUACGUCGCAACAGCAGUGGCCUCAGCGGCGGCGCCAUCACUCCAAGAUUGUCUCCAACUCUGUCUCAGGACACGGGCGUGGGCCCCCUGGAGCAUCCAUUAGCCCGUCGUGCACAGAGCGACCCCCUCAGCACUCUCUCCUGGCUACAGUCUGGCAACGCAGGAGGCGGCUCCUUCUCCGGAGCGUCCAGCUCCAGCUCCGGCGGCUCGUCGACCGGUUACUCCUCCUGCUCGGCCUCCUCCCUGCCGGGCGGCUCUCCCACUGACUCCGAGGGAGGGGGCAGCGGCAUGGUCCUCAGCUCUGGGAUGCUGAGUCGGCUGAAAGGCGGCUCCGUGUCCGGGGUCGCGGGUCUGGUCGGCGUCAGCCCCGGGAUCAACAGGGACUGUUUUGUGUGUUUCGAGAGCGAAGUGACGGCAGCCCUGGUGCCUUGUGGCCACAACCUGUUCUGCAUGGAGUGCGCCGGGCAAAUCUGCCAGUCCACUGAGCCCGAGUGUCCCGUCUGCCACACCCCAGCCACACAGUGCAUCCGCAUCUUUUCCUAAGGCCUGGCGGGGGGGGCAGGCAGGCACCAGCUGUGGCGGAGGCAAUGGAAGGAUUCACACUAACUCUCACACACAUUUGGACCAUAAUAAAUGCAUAAUAGAGAUGAUGAUACUACACGGAUGUUGAUUUUUUUUUUUUUUUUUUUUGCUGAUAACUGUCAAGAUUAAUCACAAUAAUAAUAAUAAUAAUAAUAAUAUUGACAGAGUUAUUUUCAGAGUGAAGUUAAUUGAAACUGGUCUGCAGUUGAGGCUCAGCCAGUCUCUCGGUGGUGAACUUCUGGAAGGAAACUAGUGUCUUAUCUCUCUUCAGGCCUUCAUUUUGACCGGCAGUCUGCCGGUCCGUCUCGACAUUUCUUCAUCCUGGCUUCCUUAGACCUCCGCCUGCGCGCUCUCUCUCUCUCUCACAGCCAUUCGUUUGACACUUUUGUACUUAACAGAUAUUUUUCGAUGAAGCUGUCAAUGAGGCCUGCACUUUUCUACUCCUUAUUUUAAUGUUGUUGCCAGGACCCCCCUCCCCCCCCCCGGCUUUCUCCUCUUGCUCUCACUCAUGCUGUCGUUUGACAUGAAGCGGCGGGGUCGCUAUUUUUCUGUACGCUCUGAACUUUUUUUAAAUGUGCGCAGUUAGUCAGGCACCUACCGGGAAACAACCUCCUGAGGACGACUCCAUGUUUCCAUCACCAGUAAUGACAAAAGAAUGCUACUAAUAGACACCUCUUACUUCCUGAUCAAACCCCACAACACGAUGGAUGAAUUUGGAUGCCCCACAUAUGAAGUGUGGCCGCCGCAUUGAUUCCCAUUAAUUAUCCUUUUAAUGAGUGAGAAACACACCGUUAGUGAUUCUGUAGGAACAGGUCUGAGGUCAGUUCUCUGUGCGUCUGGGCAGCCUGACAAUCCCUUUACACUUCUCUUGUGUGUGUGUGUGUGUGUGUGUGUCUGUGUGUUGCCCGCUCAUGCCGUUUCCACGUUGGGAUCAUGAUGUGCCCUCGCCAUGAGAGGGCCUGGUUUCUGUCUGCUGUCCCUCUCCUUCGCGUCCCCCUCGCCGUCUCACAGGAGGACUUUGCGCAGAUCCCUCCACACCGGGACCCUUUCCUCCCCCCAUCCCGUCUGUUACUCUCAGAUCGGCUCGUUACGCUCGUUUUCUACUAGUUUUUGACUCUGGACUGUCCAGUGUGUGGCUCGCAGACGUAUUCAGAACUCUAGGAUAAGACAGGGCUUCUCUGGUGUCACAUGUGAAUGUUUGGUCCAAUACGGUUACGGAGCGCCAGCUGCUCCUCCCAUAUGAAACAAUAACAAGGGGCAUGGGUUUUUUUUCUUCUUUUUUUUUUCUCAUCAUCAUGCACUGUAACUCUUAAAAAAAAUAAAUAAGAAAGAAGCGGCUCUUAUUAGUUUGGCUUUUGUGGUUUAGGUCUUCCACCCCGCUCUCACAGCCAAGCUGUAUGGCACUCUCUCAGACGGCCCCCUGGCCCAACGUGGUGCACUAUGUGGUUGGUGGUCUGAGAUUCGUCCUGUUGUUUUCCCAGCAUUACUGAGGAACUCCUGCUAAGGCGGUUGCAUCCUGUUCUGUGUUCUGUGGUUUUUAAAGAAUUCCGUGUGAGUUUGCAGUAACUGCCUCCUAUAGUGUUGAUGCUGUACGUAUGAUUUGGGUGAUGUCGGUGAGAUAGUACACGGUUACCGUUGGGGGGGGCUUUUUAUUUUUAUUUUUUUAAAUGCAUGGAGUCAGCUCAUAGAAUGAGACAAGCCAUGACAAUAGACUUAAAAAUGACGCCUAAUUCCUAAUUCCCAAGGGCUUCCUCUGACCGCACAGACACAUGAUCACAACUUUAGGCUCACGCGCAGUAGGUAGAACUUCUUCUUCUUUUACGGCAGCUAGUCGCUAGGUCAUCCAGGGCUUCCAGACACUCCUUGUGUUCCAAUCCCAGCAGCUGCAGAAUGUUUUGCUUGUGUUUUUUUUUUUAAGUUAUAUAUUUUCUAACUGUC